Molecule: messenger RNA, 4416 nt
Organism: Nerophis ophidion (straightnose pipefish)
Lineage: Eukaryota; Metazoa; Chordata; Actinopteri; Syngnathiformes; Syngnathidae
Gene: eif3s10
Product: eukaryotic translation initiation factor 3, subunit 10 (theta)
Exons: 22
Coding region: 131-3880 (1249 amino acids)
Biological process (GO): translation reinitiation; formation of cytoplasmic translation initiation complex
Cellular component (GO): eukaryotic translation initiation factor 3 complex, eIF3e; eukaryotic translation initiation factor 3 complex, eIF3m; multi-eIF complex
Molecular function (GO): mRNA binding; translation initiation factor activity
Source: RefSeq, a predicted model, not a curated record
ACCUUGGUAGGCCCGCUCACGAGGUUCUUCCUUUCUCAGACACCACCUUCUCCGUGCGCGGAUGGACUGGUGAAGUGUAUCAACAUUCACAGAAGUUCAGCUGUUUGAGUUGUACAAAAGAACUGCCAAAAUGCCGGCGUAUUUUCAGCGCCCAGAGAAUGCUCUCAAACGAGCGAAUGAAUUUCUGGAGGUUGGUAAGAAACAGCCGGCCCUGGACGUUCUGUACGAUGUCAUCAAGAGUAAGAAACAUCGAACAUGGCAGAAGAUCCACGAGCCCAUCAUGCUCAAAUACCUGGAGCUCUGUGUGGAUCUUCGCAAGAGCCACCUGGCCAAGGAGGGCCUCUACCAGUACAAAAACAUCUGCCAGCAGGUGAACAUCAAAUCUCUGGAGGAUGUGGUUAGGGCUUACUUGAAGCUGGCGGAGGACAAGACUGAAACGGCAAAAGAGGAGUCACAGCAGAUGGUCCUGGAUAUCGAGGAUCUGGACAACAUACAGACUCCAGAGAGUGUACUCCUGAGCGCUGUGAGUGGAGAGGACACUCAGGAUCGUACUGAUCGGCUGCUCCUCACUCCCUGGGUGAAAUUUUUGUGGGAGUCCUACCGUCAGUGCCUGGACCUGCUCCGAAACAACUCCAAGGUGGAGCGCCUUUACCAUGACAUCGCCCAGCAAGCAUUUAAAUUCUGCCUUCAAUACACCCGAAAAGCCGAGUUUCGUAAGUUGUGUGACAACCUGCGAAUGCAUCUGGGUCAGAUCCAGCGACACCACAACCAGAGCACUGCCAUCAACUUGAACAACCCUGAGAGCCAGUCCAUGCACCUGGAGACACGUCUGGUGCAGCUUGACAGUGCCAUAAGCAUGGAGCUCUGGCAGGAAGCAUUCAAGGCUGUUGAGGACAUCCAUGGUUUGUUUGCUCUUUCCAAGAAGCCACCAAAACCUCAGCUUAUGGCCAACUACUACAACAAGGUCUCUACUGUGUUUUGGAAAUCUGGUAAUGCUCUUUUCCACGCUGGCACCCUCCAUCGCCUUUAUCAUCUUUCCAGAGAGAUGCGCAAGAAUCUCACCCAAGAGGAAAUGCAACGGAUGUCCACUAGAGUACUUCUGGCUACUCUCUCCAUUCCCAUUACGCCUGAGCGCACAGAUAUUGCUCGGCUUUUGGAUAUGGAUGGCAUCAUUGUGGAAAAACACCGCCGGCUGGCAACCCUACUGGGCCUACAGGCACCACCAACCCGCCAAAGUCUAAUCAAUGACAUGGUAAGAUUCAACUUGUUGCAGUAUGUGGUGCCCGAGGUCAAAGAACUUCACAGCUGGCUUGAAGUUGACUUUAAUCCCUUGAAGCUCAGUGGUAGAGUAACUAAGGUGCUGAAUUGGGUGAGAGACCAGGGUGAUGAGUUGUCUGACCUUCAACAAUAUGUCCCUCACUUGCAGAACAACACCAUAUUGCGUCUCCUGCAACAAGUUGCACAGAUCUAUCAAAGCAUCGAGUUCAGUCGUCUGGCGUCUCUUGUCCCAUUUGUGGAUGCAUUCCAGCUCGAACGCUCCAUUGUGGAUGCUGCCAGGCACUGUGAUCUGCAGGUCCGAAUCGACCACACCUCUCGGACAUUGAGUUUUGGCUCUGACCUGAAUUAUUCGACUAAGGAGGAUGCUCCACUUGGUCCCUUCCUGCAAAACAUGCCCUCUGAGCAAAUAAGAAACCAGCUGACUGCCAUGUCUUCCUCUUUGGCUAAAGCCCUGCAGAUCAUCAAACCUCCCUCCACGCUGCAAGAGCGUGAGGAGCAGAGUCAGCGGGCCAUAGCAGCUUAUUUGAAAAAUGCCCGCAAGGAUCAUCAGCGCAUCCUGGCCCGCAGACAGACUAUUGAAGAGCGUAAGGAGCGCCUAGAGAGCCUGAACAUACAGCGUGAGAAGGAGGAACUAGAGCAGCGGGAGGCAGAGCUGCAGAAGGUCCGCAAGGCGGAGGAGGAGCGUUUGCUCCAGGAGGCUAAAGAGAGGGAGAAGGAGCGCAUUAUGCAAGAGCAUGAGCAGAUCAAGAAAAAGACAGUGCGUGAACGGCUGGAGCAAAUUAAAAAGACAGAGUUGGGAGCCAAGGCCUUCAAAGAUAUUGACAUUGAGGACUUGGAGGAACUGGAUCCUGACUUCAUCAUGGCAAAGCAGGUAGAGCAGCUGGAGAAGGAGAAGAAAGAACUUCAAGAGCGUCUGAAGAACCAGGAAAAAAAGAUUGACCACUUUGAGAGGGCAAAACGACUAGAGGAAAUUCCUCUUAUCAUUAAGGCCUACGAGGAGCAGCGUGUCAAGGACAUGGAACUGUGGGAAAUCCAGGAGGAGGACAGGAUCAGCAACAUGAAAGUGGAACGAGAAAAGGCUCUGGAGCACAAGAAGCGCAUGUCCCGCAUGAUGGAGGACAAGGAAAAGUUUUUGUCUGAAAUAACUGCUGCUCGUAGCUUCAUUUAUGAGGAGAAACUGGAAACAUUCCAGAAGCGGUUGGUGGAAGAAAGGCGCGAUCGUCUGGAGGAAAGGAAGAGGCAACGUAAAGAGGACAGACGUAAGGCUUACUACCUGCAGAAAGAGGAAGAGGCACAGCGUAUCCAUGAGGAAAGUCUCAAAAAAGAGCGUGAGGAGCGUGAACGCAUUGAACAGGAGCAGCGAGAGGAGGAGGAGAGGGAAUAUCAAGAGCGCCUUCGCAAGCUCGAAGAGCAGGAACGAAAGCAACGUGCUCGUCAGCAGGAGAUCGAAGAGCGUGAACGCCGUCGUGAAGAAGAGAGACGCACUGUCCCAGACGACAAAUCAAAGGAAUGGACUAGUGAAAAAGAGGAGGGAGGAUGGCGGAAGCGCACUGAACCAGAAUCAGAACGGCAACGUCCCGUACCUGACAGGGAAUGGAGACAAGAAGGUCAAGAGAAUGACAAGGAAGAGAGAGAGACACCCUUCCGGCAAGGAGAAGGUUUGCGCCGAGGUGGAGAUGACCGAGGACCUCGUAGAGGUUUUGAUGACGAUCGAGGUCCCAGGCGUGGAUUUGACGAAGAAAGAGGUUCAUCCCGGGGCACGGAUGACGACCGGCCUCCUCGUCGUGGCAUGGAUGACGACCGGCCUCCUCGUCGUGGCAUGGAUGAAGACCGGCCUCCUCGUCGUGGCAUGGAUGACGACCGACCUCCUCGUCGUGGCAUGGAUGACGACCGGCCUCCUCGCCGUGGCAUGGAUGACGACCGGCCUCCUCGCCGUGGCAUGGAUGACGACCGGCCUCCACGGCGGGGCAUGGAUGACGAUUGGCAUUCACGCCGGGGCAUGGAUGACUCCAGGGGUCCCAGGCGUGAUGAUGACUGGGGACCUAGAAGAGGAGACGACGAUAGAAGUGGAAGAAGAGAUGAUGGUCCUCGCCGGGGUGUUGAUGAAGCCAAACCCUGGAAGCCACUCAGUAGGCCAGGCGGUUGGCGUGAGCGAGAGAAGGCUAGAGAGGAGAGCUGGGGGCCUCCUCGGGGUGGUGCCCGUGAUGACCAAGAUGAUAGAAUGGAACGACCCAGCGACCGCUUCAGAGAUCGUCCCAGAGAGGACAAUCCAUGGAGGAGAUCAGAAGAAGGAGGCAGUUGGAGAGAUUCUCGCAGAGAAGACGCUGAUCGUGAUGACCGCCGACGUGAUCGAGACCGCCGUGAUGAUCUUCCACCCAGAGCCCCACUAAGAGAUCAAAAUGAUGGAAGCACCUGGCGACGCGGAGGUGAAGACAAGCGUGAGGGACAAGACAAGCAUGAGGAGCAAGACAAGCCCAAGGAGAAAGAGAGUGAGCAUGACGGAGAGCCUGUGGAAGACAAGAACUGGCGUUCAGACAAAGAUAAUAUUCGUCGCAUCAAGAACGAGACCGACGAUGAUGGUUGGACCACUGUACGUCGCUAAGGUCCAUCCAUUUGCUCCCGGAAUAGUUAAUUGAUCAUGUCGGAAUAGUCUUUAAUAUCUCAUAUCCCUAAUUUCAAUAUACAAGCUUCCUGUGCAUUACUGUCUGAAUUAAAUGUCUUGAGUUUCCCUGGAGAUGGCUUUUCUUUUUAAUACUGACAGGCUUUCAGCAGUUCUGAAAAAUGAAUUAUUGUAAACCCUUGUUGACAAUGCUGCCCCUUAGUGGACAGGAGUGUUAUUCUCCCAAAUAAUAGACAAAAGGACUCAUCAAUAUAUAGCAAUCUCGGUGAAUCACCAACUGCCUCUUUUAAACUUGUAACUGCCGUGUUGUCACAUGAUGGCACUACACACAGGAUACUUGCUUCAGUGUCAUGCUUCUUAAUAUGUUUAAUGAGUGAAAUACCAAUUUUGAAGUGCAUGCUUAUGAGUACUACAUAUGUUUCAUCUGAUAGUUUGCUCUUGACUCACUGCAUUCAAUAGUGUCACACUAUUUUGCAUGUGAAUUGAUACAAUCCUUUAUUAAAAUGUGUGUGCUCCAA